Messenger RNA from Trichomonas vaginalis G3, 3015 nucleotides. Its product is annotated as RW1 protein-like protein family. The coding region runs from base 1 to 3015 and encodes 1004 amino acids. Gene Ontology annotation, cellular component: membrane. The transcript has a single exon. Lineage: Eukaryota; Parabasalia; Trichomonadida; Trichomonadidae. The record is from RefSeq and is a predicted model, not a curated record.
AUGCCAAUAAACAACUUCUACGGUUCAAUUUAUUGCACUAACACAACAAUCAAAGACGUUGAAUUCAGACCAACUCUUGCAAACAAAAAUCAAUCAUUUCGUCAAGACAUUUCGAAAAUUCCAUUAACACGAUUAGAAUAUACAAACGAUACACUUCUAGAUUACGAUCCAGUUAACGAAAACUUUGAUUAUUUAAACCUUCAAUUUUCAGACACAGUUCUUUUCAAUCCUGUCGAGAUGCGAAACUUUGAAAUUGACACAUAUUCACCGACAAACUAUACACUUCAUAUUGAAAACGUUCUCGAAAAGGAAUCUAUCAAGAUUUCAAACAUUUUUACAAAUUGUCCCUUUAUCUUCAUUGAAAAAACGAAAUCAAGUACAAUCAAACCAAGCGAAAUAUUUUCAUUUACAUUUAGUAUCCUUUGUUCACGAGAAGGCCAUUUUUCAGGAAUCAUUUUUGUUGUUUCCGAUCAUGGAACAUUUCCAUAUUACAUUGACUUCAUUUGCAACCUUGUUCCAGUUAUUCAUACCGAAUCACAACACAUUUAUCAGGAAAUCAAUCAACCUUUCACAUUUCGAUUAAAUUACACAGGAACAAUCGAAACAUCACUUAUUUACGAUUCUAGUAUCUUUGAUCCAUCACAAACAACUGUUUCAUUUACAUCAAUUCUUUUACAUCCUAAUCAAUUAAAAUUUGGAACAUAUUUAACAUUUCUUUUCAUUAAAUCAUAUACAUUCACAUGCAUUGUUCCAAUCUAUCUUCAUAUUGUUGACCAUUCUAUGAUUAUUUUUGGCGAUUUCUUUUUUGGUUCUGGAUAUCCCGAUUUACAAUACGUUAAAGUCAUCAACCUUGAAAACAAUACACUUAAUGUUACCUCUAUCCAAUCAUUCGAAAGCAAACUGAUCGUCAACCUUACAGAUUGGAAAAAUAAUUUAGUUCCACCAUUUUCCACUAGAACAGUAGCUUAUGUUGCUCUUGGAGCUCUAAAAAAUUCAUCAUGGAACCACAUAAAGUCAGGAAUCGAAAUGGAAUAUGCUUUGACGAUAAAUAAUAUUCAAUACAACAAAACAGUAAUUUUCCGCAAAUUCGGAGGCAUCGCGAAAUGCGCUUAUUAUACUCCACAUGGUAACGAUCUAACAACAGUCGCGCAUAUCUCUAUUUCCAAUCUUCACCCUGAUCCUUUGAUGAUUCUUUCUGCGACGGUCGAAUCCCAAUAUUUCUCCGUGAAAGAAUUUUUCCCUCAAGUGGUUGGCCACAAAAACUACUCAGAAGAAUUUUUCAUUACAUUAAACAAAAAUUUUGACAUUUUAGAACAACAACUUUACUUAAUUGUCCAAACAAACGCUUCCAGGCACAAGUUUCCGAUCAUACGACGUCCCAUGCCUAUCGAAAUUACCUCAAAUACCUUAAAUGUCUCCAUUGACUCACAUACCAAUUCAAUUAAGUUCGACAGCAUCUUCAAUAUGUCAUCGAGGACAUUAUCGUUCAGAGUCAAGAACAAUAACCACGCCAGAAUAUUUUUAAAGAAUGUAUCUACUAGAUUUCCCUGCAUUUUAGUAGAAAGAAUCGAUCCCUACUCAGACGGAGCCAUAGAACCAUUCCAGACAUUAAUUGUAUGGGUGAGAAUCACUUUCGUGGCCUUUUGCAACACAAAUACAACAUUUACUUUCAAUUUCGAACACAAGAACGUUUCAAUUGGCCUAUUAUACAAUCUACUCGCAGGAACAAUGAAAUUGGACAUUGCUUUACGUAAAAAUUUCAUUAUCGGAGCAGAUUAUGAAGGAUAUAUCACUGUAAAGUCAGAAUUUGCAGACAAAUUACGUAUUCUCGAUAUCCAAGCAAACUAUCCUCAAGUGAUACCUCAUAAAAUGCCACUCGUAAUUACAAAUUACACAAAAUUUGUUAUCGCAACGUAUAAUAUCUCUCUUGACGAGAAUUUCCCACUCACAGCUGGAUUUUUCAACAUACUGAGAGAGAGUGAUACAUUUGAAACUCAGAAAAAGCGUUGGAAAGAGCUUUGGACGGGCAAUUUCGUUUUUCCAAUUGAAAUCAAGCUCAGACUUGAAAACGGCUUCUAUUUCAUAGCCACAAUGGACAGAAAUAUCUCGCACGCGGCCUUUCCGCAGGGAAUUAUCGAUUUCGGAACAAUUCAUGCGGAUGAAAUCUUCUGUAAGUCGAUAAAUCUACAUAACCCGUUCACUAGGCCAAUUGUCUUCACAUUACACGAUAUCGUGAAUGAAACGAACCCGAAAUUCAACAUAAAACACCGAAAAAUUAUUUCUAUUGACAGCCACGAGACGAAAGAGUUCAUGCUGACGUUCGAGGGUACUGUUCCCGGCAAGUACAACCUGGAAAUACCGGUCACGACCAACUGUACACCUCCUUUUACGAUAAUAAUUUUGGCGAAUGUAGAAUAUCCUCGAGUUCGGUUCAGUAAUGAAGAUCACAACAUGGUAACUAGUAUAGAAUUUAUUGUUGGCGACGAUCAGCAGUACAUGUUGAAUAAAUGGACGAAAUGCGUUUAUGUGACUAAUAAUGCGUUCUCUCCUAUCUCGAUGAAUAACUUGUACAUCACUCCCAACAUGUUCAUUUCAUUCCGAGCCAAUAAAACCAGUUUGCAGCCUUACCAGACGACAUCUGUCUGUUUCGACUUCUCAUUGUGGCUUUUCGACUCGGACAAGACCGAAGGAAACAUUUCUUUCACGGUUCUCGCUCAGCAUUACUUGUAUACACUCCCAAUUUACGUUAAAAUUAGCGAUAAAGCCGUAAAACAAGUAAAUGAAGCAGUAAACAAGACGAUGAAGGUUAUUUCGACGAUAGGAUUGAUGUCACCUUUUGUGUCACUUUUGAUACGUAUUACUGUAUUUGUAUGGUUCCGAAAAGACAUGAAAUGGCGCGAGAGGAGAGUACAGAGAGCUGCCAAACACUACAGUGUUAAAGAGUACACAACUGCUGAAGUUCAGAAAGAUGAUUUGACUUCAAAUCCAAAGACUCAAGAAGAGAGAUCUAGUUAA